Messenger RNA from Epinephelus moara (kelp grouper), 5159 nucleotides. It is a transcript of the gene smap1, whose product is annotated as small ArfGAP 1. Gene Ontology annotation, molecular function: GTPase activator activity. Gene Ontology annotation, biological process: regulation of clathrin-dependent endocytosis. Bases 32 to 1189 code for a protein of 385 amino acids. The transcript is spliced from 10 exons. NCBI's taxonomy places the organism in Eukaryota, Metazoa, Chordata, Actinopteri, Perciformes, Serranidae. The record is from RefSeq and is a predicted model, not a curated record.
UCGAUGGGCGUCAUGGAACCUCGGGGUAUUCAUGUGUAUCCGCUGUGCCGGCAUCCACCGUAACCUGGGUGUCCACAUCUCCAGAGUCAAAUCUGUCAAUCUGGACCAGUGGACACCCGAGCAGAUCCAGAGUAUGGUGGACAUGGGCAACACGAGGGCCAGACAGCUGUAUGAAGCCCACCUACCAGAGAGCUUCAGACGGCCACAGACAGACCAAGCAGUGGAGGUCUUCAUUCGGGACAAGUACGAGAGGAAAAAGUACUACGACAAGGAGGCCCUGGCCGCAGCCCCACCGAAGUCCUCUGAAGCUGCUCCUCCCUCCACCUCACCGUCCUCCCAGGCUGACAGGAGCAGACAGGAGAAGGAGCGUGAAAAGAAAAAAGAGGAGAAGAAGAAGGAUGCCGACAAAGUGGAGAAACACAACAACACAAAGGCAGAGUGUAAAGCCAGUCCCAAGGAAAGCACAGAGCCGGCUGUGGACCUGCUGGGCCUGGAUGCUCCAGAGGGAGGUGGGAGGGGCUCGGGUGGUGCUGCACCAAUCGGCGAUGAACUGGACAUCUUUGGACCAAUGGUCUCCAACCCUCUCCCCUCUUCCAACAACACACAGCAGUCUGGUUCCAGUACAGCACCUCCACAGGCCGACCCCUCCACCUCCUCCUCUGCCUCCUCCUCUACCUCCACCACUACCACCACGAAGGCGGAGGAGAAGAAGCUUUUAUCUAAAGACUCCAUCCUGUCUCUGUACGCCAGCAGCUCAGUGGCCAGUCAGCCGCAGAGCCAGCAGCAGCCUGUUCCAGGACAAGCAGGAAUGUACGUGGGCCAGCCUCAGAUGCCGUUCACUCCGCAGGGUUUUGCUCCAGGGAUGGGCGGACCCAUCCCACCAACCACCAUGAUAGGCGGAGGGGCCAUGAUGCCUGGGAUGGCGCUGCCUAACGGCGGCUACAUGGGCAUGCAGCAGCAGGGCGUGAUGCCAGCCAACCAAGGACAGAACAUGUAUAGCAUGCAGCAAGGACAGCAGCAAGGACAGUGGAAUAUGAGCCAGAUGACCCAGCAGAUGUCAGGCAUGGCUGUGAGUGGUGGAGGGCCGGCGCCAGCCACUUUCACCCAGUCAGGGGCCCCUGCGGCUGGCUGGCCUGCGGCUCCACCGGCAGCUUCCGGCCAGACCCUCAGCACUCAGCUGUGGAAGUGACAAGAAUUGGGUCCAGAGGAAAGGUAGGGGGGGAACGGAGGGCAGUCAUAUGGCAAGGAAAUAGCCAUAACAGCUCCUGACCCACCCAUCUCCUCACAGAAUGAAGAACACACAGUGGGGGUAGUUUGACUGCCUCCCUUCAAACCCUACACACCUUCACCAUGGUUCCUUUAAAAGCCAAGAUGACAUCACACUGGAUGGAGUGGAAAAAAAAGAAAGACUGGCAGCUGUUGUUUCCCGUCGUUAUUCAGCUUCCCUCUUCCUUUUUGAUUUCCUUUUGUUGUUGUUGUUGUCUGAAGAAAGAGACAGAAAUCGACAGAAAAGAGAGCUGCUGGACCAAUAACUCCAAGUGUCUAUUAUAGUAAUAUUAUAUCAUUACCAAAAUGGAUAGUUAGUGAAUAGUCUUUCAAUACCUACAGUAGAUAUGGCUAUCUUGUGGUUGCUACCAUGUCCUCACCCCUCUCUCUGCUGUGUAUAUUGUAACCCUCCCCCUUCCUCUCUCCCUCCCCCUCCCCCUCUCUGUAGGGCGAGCAGAGUCCCGUAGCAGAUAGUCGUCUGAACAGUACUGUAUUUAUGUGAUUAUGAUGUGAACCUCCCACUUUUUCAGAGCCAUAGGAGAGAGGUUGAUGCUUCCACUCUCAGUGACUUUGUUUGGUUUGAGUUCUCUUCAUCACUCCAUGGGGGGUGGGGGGGGAUCUGGAGAUGAGGUUCUCCAGUUUAAAGCAUCCUGUGGAGUUUAGCAUUGCUAAAUGGGGUUUGACUGACAUGGGUUUAAUGCUGCUUAUACAGUAGAUGUUAUUUUGCACUGAUUCACUGAAUCAUUGUCACGUAAUCUGACCAUUUUCCCACAAAGACUUCGAAAACAUAACAGUGUCUCAUUACAUCCAUUUGAGGUUACGUUUUCCCCCCAUAGCAGACAGUGUACCACGGAUCAGUUCUACAGGAAAGAUCACAUACACCAGUGGUUCCCAACCUUUAGCUUGGGUCAGAAUAUACACCUGAGGGUAGGCAAGAUCAUUAAAAUAGGAAAUAUGAUUAAAAGAAAAAGGCCUGGUAGGACUCUAAAAACUAUUCAAGUUAAACAUUGGCUGAUGGGAAGAUGGCUCUUCGAACUUCUCCCGACUCAUAGACAUAUUCAAACUGUGACAGGGGGUCACAACAUAGGCAAGGUGAUACAGCCCAGAAGUUGCCUACUUGCACUCAGGUGAGAACAGUCACACUGCAGCUAUUCAGCUACUUACACCAAUCCCUAUGACACGUUAUUGUGGUUCCCAUUGCGUGCUGUGAUUGGCUAGUACUAAUCAAGUUGAUGCAUCAUGGUUGGAAGGGUUUAGCAUUAGGGCAAAGAGGUCAUGGUUAGGACUCGUGCCAGCCACUCUCGGAUAUUCUCUGAGAUUGGUGUAUUGGUGAAGUGGUGAAUUUACACGAGAAAAACCUACAAAUAUAGUGCCAGAAAGUCAGGUGGCGUUGUAUAAAGAGUGACACAGUUUAUAGAGAGAGUAAGGUGUGGUGGAUAAAUGGGUCAAGCACAGGACUUUCACCCAUGAGACUCUGAUUCUAAUGUUUCCUUUUUAUUUUUAGACUUUUAGACUUAAUAUUUUUACUUUUUAUGAUGUAUAAAGCAGCAGAAUGCACACUGUGUAUGGCUGAAUACACCUGUUCAAGUUAAUGUCAUACUUAAAUGUUGCCAGGACACCCAGGAAUAUAUACACCCGGGUAUAAACGGCCACAUUGGCUAUGUACACCUCAGGUAGCAUCGUUGGUCUUUGGACACCUGGGUGUUAUCAGCAUCUGCCAAAAUAAAAUAUUUUUCUUUUGAAAUACUUCGACAAGUUGGGAAAUACCCUUAGUUGCUUACUCGCUGAUAGUUAGAUCAUGUUUGUCUUCCAAGUAUCAAGCUGGAGUCAGGAGGCAAUUAGCCGAGAUUAGCAGAAGGACUGAAAACUGGGCUAAACAGCUAGCCUGGCUGUAUCUAAUUAUUAUUAUUUGGACAACAAUACAGUUUUUGCUGAUAUCACAGAGUCUGUCACCAUACGAGUUAAUUCAAUAUGAAACUAACAGGAACAGUAAAUAUCCUCAUUGCCUUUUUCUUGGCUGCUUACCAUUGUGCACCUGACGCCAGGCACCUAGCAUUGUUUGAACGUUUAGGAAAGAGGUGUACUUGACAGAAAUGGUGACACACGCAUGCCAUGGGAAUUUCAAAAUAAAGGCAUAUCUUAAAGAUAAUACGUAUUGUUCUUUUCGCUUUCCAUCGAUAAUAUUGGAUCAUUGAUCAUUACGGUGAUAUACAAUCCAGACUCAAAGCCCAAAAAGGUUGGGAACCACUGAUAUAUGUACACCACACUGGCUGUGCAAACAUAAUCUGAUCAGUUAUCCAGUAUCAGACUUUUAUUGGCUUAUUAAUAUCUCUGUCCAGUUCUGUGUCUCACACUGCGAGCUGGUUAAAACAACCCAAAGGAUUCCCUCUAAGCCCCAGUGAUUUCUGAGCACCCCUGGGUCCCCUGGGUGUCUUUGGUAGCCACGCUGUGGUGUUUUGAUGUGUUUUAAAACCUAACAAGCUGGGUUAAGUGAAACCUGGGCUCCGACCCAGUUAAGACAUUCCUUGUUGUUGAAAUGAACCGUUUCUCCCGCGCUCCCCUAGGCAAAAUAAAGCGCCACUGGAAUCACAGCAGGUUGUCUUUACUGCACUUUAAAUAGCAGAGCAGGUACCGUACUGUAUCUCCCGCUGUGGUGUGGUUUAGUCUCUCAGAUCGUUGUCGGGGAACAGCAGAGAUAAGUGAACUGUCAGCUCACUUCCAACAGCAAGAUGGGAUUUCCACAAUCUUUUUCUUUCUAAAAACUGGACCAACGUGACACGUAAAAUGUUGCUCCCUUCAUAUAUUACGCUGUAACUGUAUGUUCUGCCAUCCGCCAUCUUUAUUGUGGUGUUUUGUUGUGUGCAGUACAAGAGAAGCACAGUUAGUCUGAAGCAAAUAAACCUGGAUGACCAAUCAGAGGGCUAGACUGGCAGGACGGUGGGGGAGGAACAGGACUGGACAGUGUUAGCAAAAGAGGACCUGUAUGAAAACACUGGAUGGGUCCCAUCACCACUGUCCAGUCCUUGUUUUCGAGAAUAAGAAAAGAGGAGCAAGAGCUGAAAUGAACAAACAGAUACACACACGUAUGCACACAGAGUUAAGACCACACUGCCGAACGCCAACGCAGAGAUUCAUGUCCGUAUACACAGGGUACCUCUGCCAUGCAAUAACUGUAAGACUCUCUUACACACAUGUGGCGAGUGUGAACGACACAUUAACAAUAAAUCUAAUGUCCUCCAGGUUUAUUUCCAAUGUGUUUACAUUUUCUGGUGCCUAGUACAGAGAAAAGUGGUUUCCGUGCAUUAAAAAAAAAAUAUCCAGGAACUUUUUCUGUGUUCAUCUUUGUCUAAUGACUCUUUUAACUGUUAAAGUACUGUUUUAUCGUUUGGGAGUUUUAUGUUUGCUCCUUUUUUCGGUUCCACAAGAGGGUCAUUUGAAAUAAAAGCUGUUGAGUCCUGGAGUUAUUCCUGCUUCUAUUUCCUGUGUUUACAUCAUACACCUACACAGUGCCCUCUAAACUUCAGCGAUCAGGACAAUACUGCCGUUAAAAUGCAGUAAAGAAAAACAGUUCUUUCACAUCUGAGCUGUGAGACUAGCCGCCCGUCUGAUGUGCUGUUUAUAUCCUGUCUACUCAACUCAUGCCUUUUUAUUCCACCGCUGGCAAGUGCGUUUACUUGUGAGGCGAGUUCUCUUUGUUGUCAGCCCACAGACUCUACAUUAUUGAUGGCAGCUUGUCAGGAGAGACGUCACUUGUUACUUCACGCGGGCUGCUUCCAAACCUGAUUGCAUACAUACAGGAUGAGAGGACGGCAAAGGUCCUUCCAGUUCAAUACACACAAUCAGUUUUGAGUGAUUUAAAAGAGAAUUACAUAGCAUUUAUGCAUCAAUAAAUC